AUGGGGAGGGAGAGUGGGAUAUCUUAUUCAAAUGCUUCUGGUUGGAAGGUUUUCGCUGGGGCUCUGACCCAGCCAAGUUACUCUGAUGCCAAUGGCUAUUCUGUAGAGAGGAUCAUUGUGUUCCCUGGUUAUAAUUCUUCUGAUAAUGAUAACGAUAUCGCCCUAAUGAAACUGACAAAUGACAUUAAAUUUAGCUAUACCACCCAGCCGGUGUGCUUACCCAAUGUCGGAAUGUUCUGGGAGGCCGGCACGCAGUGUUGGAUAUCUGGUUGGAAUACGACCUCUCAAGGAGGGAACAUUUCUACGACUCUGCAGUAUGCUGAAGUGCAAUUGGUUCCCUCGCACGUGUGCAAUCAGUCCCAUGUAUAUAAUGGGAGCAUUACACCUUCUAUGCUAUGUGCUGAUGCUCGGCACGGGCGGAUAGGUUCCUGCCAGGGGGACGGCGGGGGACCUUUAGUAACCGAAACAAAUGGCACUUGGUGGCUUGUUGGUGAAACCAGCUGGGGGGUCGGAUGUGCCCAACCCAAUAAACCUGGUGUAUAUGGGAAUAUGACAUCGUUCUUGGGAUGGAUAUAUUUACAGAUGAGGACUUACAGUUGAUCAGAGAUCCCAGUGAAUGUAUUCUUAUUUAUUCUUAUGAUCCAAAUCGAAAGCCUAUGAUAAUGAGAGAACACAGCUGAUUAUUUAUAACUGAAGAUCAAUAUUCCUAUUGCUGCCACAGAAUAACGUUGGUUGAUCUAGAACAAUGUUUGUUGAAGUACAAGUGCCUUGGGUACAGACAGCCCAACUCUUUUGAAAUAAAACAUUAAGACAUUUAGGCUCUACUGCCCAGCCACACCAAGACAAAUGUUCAGAAAUGUCCACGAUCUACCCAAAUUCCCACCCAUUUUUUGGUAAGCCCUGCCCAAUUGUCCAGUUGGGUGCCCCAAGACCAGUUUUAUUGCAGGGCAGAGAGAGUAUUUUACCUGAGGUCCUACAAUCAGAGGGCAAUGGAAAUAGACAAAAGCACAAAGGACAUAUUAUACUGUGUAACCGUCCAACCCAUGGGCCUCCAGUUGUUCUUCAACCUCCACUCACAUCUCCCAUUGCAGGAAGCUCCCUUUCUCUUCCUCCACCCCUGGUAUCUGCAGUUUUCUGAUAAUGAAGGAUCAUGUGGGCUCUACACUGUAACAUUAAUACCACAAGUGCUUUGGAGAACAUUAAAGUUUCUUUGACCAAACCUAUAUGAACCUUGUGCCCAUUUCUAGCUCCAAAGAAUGGGUCACAUUUUGUCAAAUAUUCUGAUGUAAAAACGUAUUUGUGAGUCUCGGUAUCAUCACAAUGCUAUGUUUGGAGAAUGAAACAGUCAAAUAUAGUUCAAAAUCUCUUGCCGAACUACAUGAUGGAUCCUUACUGCAAAAUGAACAGAUUCCUUUUUGGUUCUGCACCAUGCCAUGAAUGUUCUUGUUAACCAGGACCCAGUUGAGUUGCAUUUGCCUUACUAGAAACCUUACUUGGGAUAAUUGUAUCCAGACUCCAAUAGUGCUCGGUACUGAUUUUCUGUUCUUUGCUUUCUUUCCCUUUGCUGUCUGCUUGCAUUUAAUCAAAGGACUGUAUGUAGUUUUCCUAUUUAAAUAAACUCUAAGGACUGAGGGACAGUGAAACAAGGUCUAAUAUCUAAAUAGUUCUCUCUGGUUGUCAUUACAUCACCCAGUUUUAUGCUGCCCAAAGAGAUAGAUGAAAUGAGAAAGUGGUUUUCAGAGUGGUGUCAGAUCCCUGCCCUAACCUUGCCAUUGGAAGAGUGCAAUUGAAUAGAAGGAUGAACGGGGGAAUCAAAUCCUGUACCUGGCUGAGUACCUAUUAUGAGAUUAGAUGCACCUAUUUAC
Xenopus tropicalis (tropical clawed frog) is the source of this 1865-nucleotide messenger RNA. RefSeq names its product transmembrane serine protease 2 gene 11 (gene tmprss2.11). NCBI's taxonomy places the organism in Eukaryota, Metazoa, Chordata, Amphibia, Anura, Pipidae. Gene Ontology annotation, molecular function: serine-type endopeptidase activity. The record is from RefSeq and is a predicted model, not a curated record. The transcript is spliced from 6 exons. Gene Ontology annotation, biological process: proteolysis. Bases 1 to 600 code for a protein of 199 amino acids.